Messenger RNA from Closterium sp. NIES-67, 3331 nucleotides. NCBI's taxonomy places the organism in Eukaryota, Viridiplantae, Streptophyta, Zygnematophyceae, Desmidiales, Closteriaceae. The record is from the annotation of a GenBank genome assembly.
UAGGCUCUGCAAUCUGCAUCUAGCACCUAGGUUUUCACACACGGAGGUAGCUCUGCUUGACAUACGCUAGCCGUAAGGUAGACACCAGAGUUUUUCUGUAGGAAAGGAGAAUCUGUCUUGACUUUCGUUUAGGAAGGCGUUAUUGUCCGUCGCUGCUUAUCUUUCGACCACAGAUCCAACGGACGGUGCCCGCAGUUGAAGGACAAGAGGUGGAUUCGGUGGGGGUUACUAGUCGGGUGCAGCAUCGCGGAAAGCAAAAAAAGAGAAAUAGUCCGCUUUUCUCUGCUAACACGAUAUGGCUGCCGUUGGACAACAUUCGGGUCAAACAAAUCAACGGAUAACUGCACCUUCAGCGUACGGAAACCAGCCUCGGAUCCAGCAAGGCAACCUCGUGCAGCCGUCUCAGUUAGGCCAAGUGCAAGCUCCUGGUCAACCACUGCUUCCUCCGCCGCAAGUUCAAGGCUUUGGCGCUCCGAACCAAGCAAGUCAGCCUAGCCAGCCAAGCCAAAGCGGCCAAUCAAGUGAUCAAGAGUGGAAGUCACAGUUGAAGCUACCUCCAUCUGAUACAAGGUUCAGGACCGAGGAUGUCACGGCGACGAAAGGAAACGAGUUUGAGGACUAUUUCUUGAAGAGGGAGCUUCUGAUGGGGAUCUAUGAGAGAGGAUUCGAGAGGCCUUCCCCUAUUCAGGAGGAGAGUAUUCCGAUUGCCUUGACGGGAAGAGACAUCCUUGCUCGUGCCAAGAAUGGAACUGGCAAGACCGCUGCCUUCUCUAUUCCAGCACUGGAGAAAAUUGACCCCACGCGGAACGUCAUUCAAGUUGUCAUUCUGGUCCCUACGAGAGAGCUCGCGCUGCAGACCUCUCAAGUUUGCAAGGAGCUUGCGAAGCACAUGAACAUUCAGAUCAUGGCAACGACGGGCGGCACGAGCCUCAAGGACGACAUCAUGCGUCUCUACCAACCAGUGCAUCUCCUCGUCGCCACGCCUGGCCGCGUUCUAGAUCUGGCGAACAAAGGCGUGUGCAACCUGCGAGAAUGCAAUAUGCUGUGCAUGGAUGAGGCCGACAAGCUCCUCUCUCCAGAGUUUCAGCCUCUUGUGGAGCGCCUCAUUGGCUAUCUCGCUCCAACGCGACAGAUUCUCUUGUAUUCUGCCACCUUUCCUGUGACCGUGAAGUCGUUCAAGGACAGAUGGCUCAACAAGCCUUACGUCAUUAACCUCAUGGACGAGUUGACCCUUAAGGGUAUCACUCAAUAUUACGCCUUCGUGGAGGAGCGGCAAAAGGUUCAUUGCCUUAACACCUUGUUCUCUAAGCUGCAAAUCAACCAAUCGAUCAUCUUCUGCAAUUCCGUCAACCGCGUGGAGCUUUUGGCCAAGAAGAUUACGGAGCUUGGCUACUCUUGCUUCUACAUCCACGCAAAGAUGCUGCAGUCCCAUCGCAAUCGCGUCUUCCAUGAUUUCCGCAAUGGGGCCUGCAGAAACCUGGUCUCAUCAGAUCUUUUCACGCGAGGAAUCGACAUCCAGGCAGUAAAUGUCGUCAUCAAUUUCGACUUCCCUAAGACAUCAGAGACUUACCUCCACAGGGUGGGACGAUCUGGAAGGUUUGGUCAUCUCGGCCUGGCGAUCAAUCUCAUCACAUACAAUGACCGGUUUAAUCUUUACCGGAUCGAGCAAGAACUUGGAACGGAAAUAAAGCCCAUUCCUCCUCAGAUCGAUAGGACGAUUUAUUGCUCUUAGGAGCCAAGAGGACUGGGAGAGGUGCGGCUGGAGCAGUUGGGUUGAGCUCUUCUACUGACUGGUGUAGGGGGUGGGGGAAGCUGUGGUGGGUCGCAAGUGGAGGAUGCGCUGUGUGAUGGUGUCGAAUGUGAAUACAGUAGGUCGUCAGGUGUCAAGGAUGUCUUGCUGGACUCGUGGAGGAGCCGGCUGAAGCGUGCUGCUUCAUGACUGAUUAUAUAUGGAAGGGGUCCGGAGCAGCAUUCGUCGGGAGGGAAAAAGUUGCGGCUUGGAGGAGGGGAGCCGGUGUAAGCGAGUUCGGACGACAUCCUGGUCCUUCUCUUUUUCUUUCGUUUCUACUGACAUGUAGCCUUGACCACGGGCGUCCAGCAGCGGUGGGUCGUUUUCAGCAAGAUUGGUGGUCGCGAAAAUGGGGGGUGAUUGUCUCGGAGCCGUAUGAGGGAAGGGUGAUGCAGGAUUUGGAGAGAAGAGGGAAGAUCGGCACAGGAUUGAAGAUCUUGGUGGACAACGUUCAGUGGCGGUUAAGGGCGGGCUGUUCAGAGCUUUUGAGGAGCAGCAGCAGAAGCAGCUGGCAGCAGGCAGCAGGUUUUCGACUCAAGUGUAGAUCGCUGAUAACUAGCUUUGAAUCCGCUGUGUUGGGGAUCCUGUUGCUGGAGCCGGCUGCGUGCUGAUUCUGAUGGUCAUUGCGAAGGGGGAUGCUUCUUUGGAAAGCGUUAUGAGUGCAUCGCGGGAAUCAAGAGUUGGCGUGGGAAGGUGCAGCAGUUUGGAGGCGAUGCUUGUGGUAUUUACAGCUGAAAAGGUGAUGACAGUUGGUGGCUGGCUUAGGCCAGAAAGAAUGGUGGGGCGUGCAAGCCGUUGAAGACUUGACAAAGAUUGGAGAAGCAGUUGGAGCUUGAGGGAAUACAUGAGGAGGUUGUCUGCGGAACAGGGGGGAGCUGUGGUGGAACUGGAGGCGGCUGGUAAACGAAUCGGGGGUGUGGGGGAGUGGGUGCAUAUGAAGAGCUACUAGUAUUGGAAGGGAAGGUCUUGAAGGGCCGAAUGGAGUUGAGAUUGUGGGAGUGGUGGUACGGUACCUGCGGAAGGUCCUUCUGAUGGAGCUGAGAGGUUUGAUGAGAAUUGGUUGGAAGAUUCACCGACGGAUCAGCAGUGGUUUGUGCGUAUUUCAAGCUGUGUGAAUCCUUGAAUUCACCUUGGUGGCAGAACAAGGCUCAGGAGCUGAGGGGUGGAGGCAUACUGAAGGUGUGGAAGCAGUACGAAUGGAUCCAUCUGGAGCUGAGUUCUGGGGCCGUUUUCAUGACAACGCUUGCCCCAGCAGUGCUGUUACUUGGGAGGCACUAAGUUGUACUGCCAGCAUGUUGAACCUGUCUCAUGCAGUGGCUGGUGGCAGCUUGGCGCAUGGUGCAGUGUUCCUAUGGAAUGCUGUAUGUGAAGGCUCUGGGAGUGGGAGGAGCCAGUGUCAGUCAUGUUUGUUGAUCAGCCUCUUGUCUGGCCUGUGUCAGAUUUGCUGGCUGAUGUCUGGCACUGAUGCUGAACCUUGGAAAGAUGAAAUGCUAUCAAAAUUUGGCACAUCACUUGUACCCUAUGAAACACAUGUUUCCCUGG